This is a messenger RNA of Oncorhynchus nerka (sockeye salmon), 2532 nucleotides long. Its product is annotated as voltage-dependent L-type calcium channel subunit beta-3-like. Lineage: Eukaryota; Metazoa; Chordata; Actinopteri; Salmoniformes; Salmonidae. The transcript is spliced from 16 exons. Gene Ontology annotation, cellular component: voltage-gated calcium channel complex. Gene Ontology annotation, molecular function: protein binding; voltage-gated calcium channel activity. Gene Ontology annotation, biological process: calcium ion transmembrane transport. The record is from RefSeq and is a predicted model, not a curated record. Bases 1 to 2076 code for a protein of 691 amino acids.
AUGUCCAAAUCGUCCGCAGACCCACUGCCUGGUGUCGAAACAGGCUCACAGUCUCACAAUUUUCAGCUGCCCAGGAAGUUGCCUAAGAGGAAAAGUCGGUUCAAACGUUCGGAUGGCAGUACGUCCUCAGACACCACCUCCAGCUUCAUCAAAAGACAGCUUCCCACAGUUGCCGUGCUAGAGUGGGCAUUCAGCCAGGACGGAUUGUGCCGGCUCAACGCUCCUGGUCUCCAGUACGUCUCCUCGGUCCAGGAUAUCCUGUGCCAGCUUCCCGCACUUGUCGGGCUGGAUCCAGAGCUUCCGGCGACGUUUCACAGUCCGAAACCUCCUGAGACGGUCUCGGGUCCGGAACUUCCUGAGACAGUCUACAGUCCGGAACCUCCUGAGGCGGUCUACAGUUGGCGGUCCGGAGCCUCCAGCGACGGUCGGCGGUCCAGAGCCUUCAGCAGGGGUUCUCAGUCCAGAGCCUCCUGCGACGAUCUAUGGUCCGGUUCCUCCGGCAACGAUCCACGGUGCAGUGAAAGGUGUUUUUACGUAACCUCUCCUCUCCCUCUCCAGGAGUCGGCUGAUUCGUACACCAGUAGACCGUCGGACUCCGACCUGUCAGCGGAGGAGGACCGUGAGGCGUAUCGGCGUGAAGCCGAGCGCCAGGCCCAGCUCCAGCUCGACAGAGCUAAGUCUAAACCUGUAGCGUUUGCGGUGAAGACCAACGUGGCUUUCUGUGGGGCUCUGGAUGAGGACUGUCCCGUUCAAGGAGCUGCAAUCAACUUCGAAGCCAAAGACUUCCUGCACAUUAAGGAGAAGUACAACAAUGAUUGGUGGAUUGGUCGUCUGGUGAAGGAGGGGGCAGACAUCACCUUCAUCCCCAGCCCUUUACGCCUGGAGGCUAUGAGACUCAAACACGAGCAAAGGAAAAGAGGGGGGAACUCUUCCUCCAGUCUGGGUGACAUGGUGUCUGGGAGCUGGAGGACAACGCCGCCAUCUGGUGGUGAGUAUAAGCCGAAACAAAAGCAGGAACACAUUCCUCCGUAUGACGUGGUCCCGUCUAUGCGGCCGGUGGUCUUAGUGGGGCCGUCACUGAAGGGGUAUGAGGUGACAGAUAUGAUGCAGAAAGCUCUGUUUGACUUCCUGAAACACAGGUUCGACGGAAGAAUCUCCAUCACACGCGUUACGGCAGACCUAUCUCUGGCCAAGAGAUCUGUGCUCAACAAGAGGCCAAUCAUGGAGAGAUCCAAUACUCGCUCCAGCCUGGCCGAGGUCCAGAGUGAGAUAGAGAGGAUAUUUGAGCUGGCCAAAACCCUCCAGCUGGUGGUUCUGGAUGCAGACACCAUCAACCACCCGGCCCAGCUAGCCAAGACUUCCUUGGCCCCUAUCAUCGUAUACGUCAAAGUGUCCUCGCCAAAGGUGCUCCAGAGGCUGAUCAAGUCCCGGGGGAAGUCUCAGAGCAAACACCUGAACGUGCAGAUGAUGGCCGGAGACAAACUGUCUCAAUGCCCCCCUGAGAUGUUUGAUGUCAUUUUGGAUGAGAACCAAUUGGAGGAUGCGUGUGAGCACUUGGCUGAAUACCUAGAAGUGUACUGGCGCGCCACUCAUCUUCCCGACACCACCCCCAUCAACCCGCUAUUAGAGCAGAACCUCAUGACCCCGCCCUCAGCCAACUCUAGCCUACAGAAUAAGAACCAGCCACCAGUGCAGCACAGCAGUGUGGGGGUGGAGGGUGAGGAGGUGGAGGCCCACUCCCCUCUGGAGCAGGACAGCCUGAUGCCGUCUGAAGAAGGCAGCGACUCCCUGUCCCGCGGCCUCCUUGGGGGCCCACGCCUCCGGGGGGACGAGGAGGACGAGGAGCUGGUGGAGGAAUUAGAAGAGGAACUAGAUGAGGAGGAUGAGUUUGAGUCCCCUUGCCAUGCCCAAACUUACAGGGACAGGUACCCCCCUCACCGCGGUCACCGCGGGGGCGUCCACAGCACCAACGGGCAUGAAUCACAGGACAGGCUGCUCCAGCGCGAUGCCCAGCAGGGGCACAACCAGCGCAACAACUGCCAACGCAGCCGCCCCUGGCCCCGAGACAACUACUGACAUUUCUAACGUACCCUGGCCCCAAGACAACUACUGACAUCUCUAGCAUACCACUGGCCCCGAGACAACUACUGACAUUUCUAGCAUACCACUGGCCCCGAGACAACUACUGACAUUUCUAACGUACCCUGGCCCCAAGACAACUACUGACAUCUCCAGCAUACCACUGGCCCCGAAACAACUACUGACAUCUCUAACGUACCCUGGCCCCAAGACAACUACUGACAUCUCUAGCAUACCACUGGCCCGAGACAACUACUGACAUCUCUAACGUACCCCUGGCCCCAAGACAACUACUGACAUCUCUAACAUACCACUGGCCCCAAGACAACUACUGACAUCUCUAACGAACCCCUGGCCCCAAGACAACUACUGACAUCUCUAACGUACCCCUGGCCCCAAGACAACUACUGACAUCUCUAACGUACCCCUGGCCCCAAGACAACUACUGACAUC